Impatiens glandulifera is the source of this 3887-nucleotide messenger RNA. RefSeq names its product DExH-box ATP-dependent RNA helicase DExH15 chloroplastic. The transcript is spliced from 17 exons. The record is from RefSeq and is a predicted model, not a curated record. Bases 45 to 3596 code for a protein of 1183 amino acids. Gene Ontology annotation, molecular function: nucleic acid binding; RNA helicase activity; ATP binding. Gene Ontology annotation, cellular component: Ski complex. Gene Ontology annotation, biological process: nuclear-transcribed mRNA catabolic process, 3'-5' exonucleolytic nonsense-mediated decay. Lineage: Eukaryota; Viridiplantae; Streptophyta; Magnoliopsida; Ericales; Balsaminaceae.
UCCCGAGAAAUGCUCAAUCAUCCGAAAUAUCUCUUUUCCCCGCCAUGAACGCAAUACCCUCCUCUAUUCAGUAUCUUCUUCAUCCUCUUCAAACCAGCAGCGCAUGUUCGCAUCGAACUUCAGCAUUUCCUCAUCCCAAUCAAACAUCCCGAACUCUCGGAUUAGGUUUCGUCUUCCUCAGACCAUCGCCAACGUCAAGUCUUUUAUUUCCGCCGCCAUUACGAGCAUUCAAGUUCCCGAGGUCAAUUUUUCCGCCGGAGGCUCAGCUGUCCGAUGGCGAAGAUGAAGAAGAAGACGAAGACGAUGACGAAGAUUUUGAAACAGAUGAUGAAGCGGCGGAUGAAUAUGAAGAAGUUGUUGGCGAGGCAUCGGAUGAAACUGAACGGAGUGGAGAUGACGUUGACAGUUUGACAGAGGAUGAAGACAGAGAUUCUUCCGGUGGUAAUUCUAGACUCAAGGAAUUCAGAUGGCAGAGAGUGGAGAGGAUUCGGAAUGAAGUGAAAGAGUAUGGUGAAGAGAUUAUUGAUGUCGAAGAGCUUGCUUCUGUUUACGACUUUCGCAUCGACAAAUUCCAGCGAUUGGCUAUUCAAGCUUUCCUAAGAGGUUCCUCUGUAGUAGUGUCUGCCCCUACAAGUGGUGGAAAAACGUUAAUUGCUGAAGCUGCAGCUGUUGCUACCGUAGCAAGAGGAAAGAGAAUAUUUUAUACUACUCCUCUUAAGGCAUUAUCAAAUCAAAAGUUCCGCGAAUUUCGUGAAACAUUUGGUGAUAAUGAUGUCGGUCUUCUUACUGGAGACUCUGCUGUCAAUAAAGAUGCACAAAUCCUUAUCAUGACUACUGAGAUUCUCCGCAAUAUGUUAUACCGGAGUGUUGGCACCGUUUCAUCUGAUAGUGGACUUCUCCAUGUUGAUGUAAUAGUUUUAGAUGAAGUACAUUAUCUAAGUGACAUAUAUCGGGGUACUGUGUGGGAAGAGAUAAUUAUUUAUUGCCCAAAAGAGGUACAACUUAUAUGUUUAUCCGCAACAGUUGCAAAUCCAGAUGAGUUGGCUGGUUGGAUUGGUCAGAUUCAUGGUAGAACUGAGUUAGUCACAUCGUCUGAGCGUCCUGUUCCAUUGACUUGGCUUUUCUCUGCGAAAACAUCACUGCUACCCCUUCUUAAUGAGAAGGGAACAGCCAUGAAUAGGAAGCUGUCACUUAGUUAUUUGCAACUUUAUUCAUCUGGGGCUCAGUCACACAGGGACGAGGGAUCCAGAAAACGAUUUCCAAGAAGACAUGAGAAUAACUACAGCAGUAACACAAAUGGGGAAUCCACUUCAACAAGAAAUGAUAUGAAUAACGUUCGCCGUUCACAAGUUCCUCAAGUUGUUGAUACACUGUGGCAGCUUCAUGAUAGAAAUAUGUUGCCUGCUAUUUGGUUCAUCUUCAGCAGGAAGGGCUGUGAUGCGGCUGUCCAGUAUCUCGAACAUUGCAAACUCCUUGAUGAUUGUGAGAUGAGUGAGGUUCAACUGGCCUUGAAGCGAUUCCGCAUUAAAUAUCCUGACGCUGUCAGGGAAACUUCGGUUAAAGGACUUCUUAGAGGGGCCGCUGCACAUCAUGCUGGCUGCUUACCACUAUGGAAAUCAUUUAUAGAAGAGCUGUUUCAAAGAGGACUUAUUAAGGUAGUCUUUGCUACAGAAACACUUGCUGCUGGCAUAAACAUGCCUGCUAGGACAGCUGUUAUUUCAUCCCUUAGUAAAAGGGGUGAAAGUGGACGAAUUCGACUCACUUCAAAUGAAUUACUUCAAAUGUCUGGCCGGGCAGGUAGAAGAGGUAUUGAUGAAAGUGGUAAUGUAGUCAUUAUCCAGACCCCCUUUGAGGGGGCUGAAGAAUGCUGCAAGCUCCUCUUCGCUGGACUUGAUCCUCUUGUCUCACAGUUCACUGCUUCUUAUGGAAUGGUCCUUAAUCUUCUUGCGGGAUCUAAAGUUACUCACAGACCAAAAGAGUCGGAUGGUGUUCAAGAUUCCAAAGCAGGACGAACUUUGGAGGAAGCAAGGAAACUAGUAGAGCAAAGCUUUGGAAAUUAUGUUGGUAGCAAUGUGAUGGUUGCUGCAAAAGAGGAACUUUCAAAAUUGCAGAAGGAGAUAGAAAUGCUUACUUCUGAAAUUAGUGAUGAGGCCAUAGAUCGUAAGAGUAGAAAGAUUUUGUCAGGGAGAGCUUAUAAGGAGAUUGCUGAUUUACAGGAGGAACUAAAAGCAGAGAAGCUCUUGCGGUCACAGUUGCGGGCAAAACUGGAAAUGGAGAGAAUAUGUGCUCUAAAACCUGUACUGGAAGGUUUUAAAGAAGAUGGUCACCUGCCAUUUAUUUCAAUGCAAUAUAAUGAUGGUGAAGGAGUUCAACAGUUGAUACCAGCUGUUUAUCUUGGGAAGAUUGAUAGUCUUGAUGGUUCGAAGGUCAAGGAUAUGGUUGCUUCCAAUGAUUUGUUCAGCAUUGAUACAGUUGGAGCAGCAUCUGCUUAUAGCAAUAAUAUCAUUGCACCGUCAUAUCAUGUGGCUCUGGGUUCAGACAAUUCUUGGUAUCUUUUUACAGAGAAUUGGAUUAAAACAGUAUAUAAAGCAGGUUUUCCAAAUGUAGCAUUGGCUCAUGGAGAUGCUCUACCACGGGACAUUAUGGCAAGGUUACUUGAUAAGGAGCCAAUUCAGUGGCAAAAAGUUGCCGAAUCUGGACUAGGUGGCCUGUGGUGCAUGGAUGGAUCACUAGAGACCUGGUCUUGGAGUUUAAAUGUUCCUGUUCUGAGCUCUCUCUCUGAAGAUGAUGAAGUGGUACAGUUUUCAGAAGCAUACCUGUCUGCUGUUGAAUGUUAUAAAGAUCAAAGGAGGAAGGUGUCACGCUUGAAGAAAAGGAUCGUUCGCACGGAAGGCUUCAAGGAGUAUAGAAAGAUUUUAGACAUGACUAAGUUCACAGAGGAAAAGAUUGAACGCUUGAAGGCUAGAUCAAGUCGCUUGCUUAACAGGAUAGAGCAAAUCGAGCCUUCUGGAUGGAGGGAAUUCAUGCAGGUCAGCAAUGUCAUCCAUGAAGCCAGAGCACUGGAUAUAAAUAUGCACAUGAUAUUUCCUCUUGGUGAAACAGCUUCUGCAAUUCGAGGAGAAAAUGAACUCUGGCUUGCAAUGGUCCUACGGAAUAAAAUCUUGUUAAGUCUAAAGCCUGCACAGUUUGCUGCCGUUUGUGGCAGUUUAGUUUCGGAAGGGAUUAAACUUCGUCCAUGGAAAAAUAACAGCUUUAUAUAUGAACCUUCAAGUGCCGUGAUGCAAGUAAUCAAUUCUUUGGAAGAACAAAGAAGCUCCUUGCUGAAACUUCAGGAGAAGCAUGGUGUAAAGAUAUCUUGUUGCUUGGAUGGCCAGUUUUCAGGUAUGGUUGAAGCCUGGACUUCUGGAUUAACAUGGAAAGAAAUAAUGAUGGACUGCGCCAUGGAUGAAGGAGAUGUAGCUAGGCUAUUGAGAAGAACAAUUGAUUUAUUAGCUCAGGUACCUAAAUUACCUGAUAUUGACCCAUUGCUGCAAAGCCUUGCAGCAAGUGCCUCAAAUGUCAUGGAGCGUCCACCAAUUAGUGAGCUAACUGGUUAGCCACAAGCGAAAAGACCUCUAACUCGAUUCUAUCUACCAACAUCAUAUUUGAAGGGUAUGCACAGCUGGAAGAAGGAAAGAUGGUAGCUUCUAGUGAAUUUGUUGGAUAAAUUGCAGCAGGAUGGAGUUGAGUUUGAAGCAUUUAAGUUAUAAGGUAAUUCUUUUACUUAAUAGUAAAAGGAAACCGAGUAUACUAGUAUGGGCAUAAAAAAAGAACUUUACUAGACCUUUUUUAGGCUGUUCAGCGGUAGCCUAAAUAAAUGGAAAGAAACUGUUAUUUGUUUAAGAUAA